UGAUGUUCGGAUUGUCGCGAUCCUUAGCCAAACACUGAAGAAGAAAUAUAUGAGUCGUGCCGACAGAGAUUCGGACGGAACCAGCCCUGGAAAGAUCGGAAGCAGCGUGUUGCCGAGCCGUCAACUAGCUGUGCGGUUCGUUUACGCGGGAAACGUUAUCGUCCGGGAGAUGACGGUCAGCUGGAAAUGAACUGUACACUGCCACCCGAGUCGCAUCUGCUGCGCGAAAUCUUCCACUCACUGGAGAGCGUCAGCCGCGUGAAACUGCGACGCGUGUGCUGGUUGUGGAAUUCCGUCUUGACCGGCGCGGACAGCGGCCACACUGUCUGGGUUUCCUUCCGCAAUAACCUGUGCUUUCCCAUGAAAGCGGAUAAAUUUAUCUACGCGUACGCCGCCGUCGCCGGUCUAAUAAAAUGCAUUGAUGGCUCGACGCAACGGCUGAUCGUUGCACGGAUGCAUGGGGAACAACUGGACGGUGCAUUGGCGGUGGUUAAAUGGAUGCUGCGCCAUAACCGCAUCCAGCAGCUGAUCUUCCACGAUGUAGAAUUCGAAUGGCGCGCACGUAUCCGACGGGACAACAUAGUGGGGCUGGAGGAUGUAGGCCAAGGGAUCCUCCACCGUCUGGCGGCGGCGUUCCGCGACUUGGCGCCCCUCUGCGAUGGAUUGCGGCUGCGCAUGUGUAAGUUCAAAUGUUUUUGGCGCACGACGGCAACCAUCGCGGACGGUACGGUUGCGCUGGAUGCAGCGGAUAUUGAAGCACAGUUGUGGGAUCUCUAUGAGGCCAGUCUGUCGCGCGAUGGACUGGAUUUCGGGAAGAUGGCGGAAUGGAUUCGCACCGGGUCGCUGAAACUGCGCAGCAUGGUUGCUCAGUAUCUGAACGAUUACCAAAGUUGUGAUGCGCGACUGACGACGCGAUACCGCGAACAAACUUGGACGGUGGAUGAUCUGAAAGAUCUGGAUGUCUCCACGCUGACCAUCGCUACUCUGCGCGCUCUGAAAGACGUGCUUCCUAGAGAACUGAAAUUCUCCAUCAGGUUGGAUAAGUACAGAUAUGGCGCAGAUAAUGAAGAGCAAGUCGAUGUCCAAGAUGACGACAAUGCUGAGGAAGAUGCUGAAGAUUAUGAUGACGAAGAUGAUGAAGACGAAAAUUUCGACGAUGACGAGGAUAUGGAUGAAGACGAAAAUUUCGAAGAUGACGAGAAUAUGGAUGAAGACGAAAACGUCGAAGAUGAUGAUGAUGACAAUUUUGAUGAUGAAGAAAAUGCCGAAGUUGACGAGGACGAUGAAGAUGUCCAGGGCCACGAAUUCGACGAAACUAUGGAAGAAGAAUAA
Paramacrobiotus metropolitanus is the source of this 1332-nucleotide messenger RNA. RefSeq lists its product as uncharacterized. Gene Ontology annotation, molecular function: protein binding. The record is from RefSeq and is a predicted model, not a curated record. Bases 187 to 1332 code for a protein of 381 amino acids. Lineage: Eukaryota; Metazoa; Tardigrada; Eutardigrada; Parachela; Macrobiotidae. The transcript has 3 exons.